This is a messenger RNA of Cololabis saira (Pacific saury), 3391 nucleotides long. RefSeq names its product monocarboxylate transporter 2-like. The coding region runs from base 142 to 1548 and encodes 468 amino acids. Gene Ontology annotation, biological process: transmembrane transport; monocarboxylic acid transport. Gene Ontology annotation, cellular component: membrane. Lineage: Eukaryota; Metazoa; Chordata; Actinopteri; Beloniformes; Belonidae. Gene Ontology annotation, molecular function: monocarboxylic acid transmembrane transporter activity. The transcript has 5 exons. The record is from RefSeq and is a predicted model, not a curated record.
ACGACACUUGCGGCUGCUGGGAAUCACGCGCAGGAAACACUAAUGAUCCAGAUCUGAGACCAUGUGACCGAGGGUCUGACGAACCCGGGGUCGCCAACUUUGAACGGACAGAGCGGCUGCUCGGGCUCAUGGUGAAGGAAGAUGUCCCCCCCGCCUCCAGACGCGCUGAGCCACAAGCCCCUGGACGGGGGCUGGGGCUGGAUGGUGGUGAUUGGGGCCCACAUUUCCAUAGGAUUUGCUUACUCGACCCCCAAAGCCCUGUCCAUCUUCUUCAAGGAGAUCCAGGAGGACUUGGGGGCCAGCUACAGUGAAAUAGCCUGGAUCUCCUCCAUCAUGCUGGCUGUCAUGUAUGGAGGCGGACCCAUUAGCAGUGUGCUGGUCAAGCGCUUUGGAAGCCGACCCAUUGUCAUGACAGGUGGACUGAUGUGUGGGGUUUCUAUGGUAACUGCUUCUUUUGCAAGUACCAUCAUUUAUCUCUACUUGUGCAUCGGAGUCAUUGGAGGUUGUGGACUCUCCUUAAACCUGAAUGCAUCGCUCACCAUCAUCAGUGGAUAUUUCCUAGCCAAGCGGCCGUUAGCCAAUGGACUUGUCAUGGCGGGGAGCCCGGUGUUUCUCUGUUUCUUGGCCCCCGUUAACCAAUACCUCCUUGGCCAGUACGGCUGGAGAGGAAGUCUGCUUAUCCUUGGGGGUAUGAUGCUCAAUUGUUGCGUUGCAGGAGCCUUGAUGAGACCUGUAACUCUCCCUUGUAACCUACCAACACAAAAGAAAGAAGAGCAGCCAAUUAAGCCCAAUACUGAUAUAAAAGGAAGCUGUAUGAAGAGCGCUAAGAAGUUUGUAGAUUUAUCCUUUUUCAAGGAUAGAGGCUUUGUCAUUUACCUCAUAGGAAAUGUCAUGUACAUCUUUGGUGCCUAUGCGCCCAUUGUGUUUCUUUCAGCCUAUGCCGUUAGCCAGGGCGUGGACGAGUACUCUGCAGCGUAUCUGCUCUCUAUCAUGGGAUUUGUAGACAUGUUUAUCCGUCCUGGCACCGGCUUUUUAGCCAACACCAAAUGGAUCAGGCCGAGAAUCCAGUAUUUCUUCAGCCUCGCCAUGGUUUUCAACGGUACAUGCCAUCUGCUGUGCCCUCUGAUGACGAGCUACUCCCUGCUGGUGGUCUACGCGGUGUUUUUUGGAGUGGCUUUUGGGAUGGUUUUUGCCAUGAUAUUUGAAUGCCUUAUGGACCUGAUGGGAAACCAACGCUUCCCUAGUGCCGUAGGACUCGUCACCAUUAUAGAGUGCUUCCCCAUGCUGCUGGGACCACCUUCUGCAGGGUUACUGGUGGACGUCUUUGGUGACUACAAGUACCUUUUCUUCAUGUGUGGCACUGUGAUUGUGGCUGGUGGGAUCUUUCUCUUCCUCUUGAACAUCUACAAUUACCACAUGCUGGAAAAGGAGAAGACCAGUAAAAACAAAAAGCAGCAGCAAAACAUUGAGAACCAGGAUGUCACCGAGGCAGCGAUGGAAGUGACUGAGCCUGAAGCCGUAGAGAUGAAGAGCCCACAAGAUCCCUGACUGAUGGCGCAGGCGCUCAUUGAUGCUAGUACGGUCUAGUUCUAGCUUACCCACGGCAUCUUUCCCUCAAGCUCUUGGUUUAAGAAGUGGACCACAGUCAAAGGAGAAGCCUGUUGACUCUCAGUGGAGAUCCAGAUAUACGGUUAGCAGAAGAGUAUUGUUCACUAAUUUCAUAAUAGUCAGUCGUCUGAUAAAUAAGACCAAAAACUCAACUAUAAUUCCAGCAUAUAUUGAUUUUGCCAAAAUGCAGUGUGCAAACAGAUGCACCCAAUGUGAAAAACACCUGGAUGUUGUAUUAUUUCUGAAGCAUAUUCUAGAAUUGAACUACUGUAAGCACAACCACAGCACCCACAACAAUGGUGAAAAAUCACGGUAGUACUGUUGAGUACCACUUUCCAACCUGAAACUCAUUACAAAUGCUGUUGCAUAUUAAGGAUUACAUCAUCAUUAUGAUACAUGACACAGCAUGUUCUGCUCUGUAUUGUAUAGAAUAUGCAUGUUUGAAAAUGGCUUAAGACACUACAGCCAUGUCCUGAGCUCUGUGAGGUUUGGUGCUUUAUACUAAUGUCAUUAACAGCAAAAUAGAUCAUCUUUGAACCGAGGGACUACUUGUAAUAUUAAGCGCCUUUCCAUGACACUUUUGAAGAAAUGAAAAUCAAAUCUCUGAAAGUCUGAUAUAGGUAGCACUGCAGGGUGUCAGUGUUUCUAUUGAUCAUUGUUUUUCGAAUAAGCGUAAUUCCCGUAAGACUUCUCUUCAAAACAACGAAAGAGAAAAUCUCAACAUUGAAGAAAAUGGACUAAAACCUUAGUCUUUGACAAGUUAUUAGCCAGAUGAUGAAGGCAGCGGAUGAUCAUUCAAACUAUUAUUCAGAGGUAAAGCCCUUAUGUAAUGUAUAAUGAUAAAGUAGUGUUACAGGACAACUACAUCAUAUUAAUGAGGCCAAAAACAGCUGGAAACUAGAUUUUGAUUACUUUAGGUUGACCGUCUACGUCACAUCCUGCUGCCAGAGAUGUAAAAAAUUGCAAAAAGUGUUUCUGUUGCACUUUUGCGGUAACUGGAUUAUUGAAUCACCUGAAAAACCACCUCCUGGAAGCGUAAAUAGUUUAUUCGAUAUUUUGGGAGUUUUUUCAAAUUAGUGCCGUUUCCAUCACAGGAUUUCUUUUUCAAUAUUUGGUUUUGCGCAAUUCUUGGGGUAAUGGAAACGCCCUUAUUAAGUGAUUUUCUUUUUUUGUCUCCUUAUUAUCUUAAUACAAUCUGUCUGUGGAAAAAGAAACAUUGAAUCUGAAUGUGAAUAACCUCAGGGCAUGGUCAUGAGAUACAAGUUCAAGGAGACUCUUUAUCCUUUUUGUUCUCUUCUUUUUACACAGGAAUAUCAACAACAAAACCUGUAUCUGUGUGAUAAAGUAUAAUUUAAUAAUCUGCAGCACUCUACAGCGUCUUUUUCUAAACUUCAGUCAGUAUUUAUUAAAUCUGAACUCUCAUACUGUAACAUAUAAACUGAUCCAUCUUCUGCUGUGUAACCCCUCUGUGUUGACAUUUAACUGUGACAUUUGUAAUUUGAGCAAGAAUGGAUUUGUAUUCUGCUAAUUGAUCUGUUCCUGUGUGUUGCUGCUCAUGUGAGUGAGUGUAUUUGUCAGGGGGCUGAGUGACAAUAAGGAAAUGUGUACCACAUUCACCACAUCCAGCUAUUUGGAGAUGAUGGCAGCUUUUUUUUAAUUACUAUGUUUUCAACAAUUUAAGAGUUUCAGGAGAAUUUCUAACGUACGAACACAGUGAACAAUAUAUAAUAAAAUGAAUAGACUCUAUUGUAUCACUAAUCUCAAUAAAACACUUUGUAUUUUA